Molecule: messenger RNA, 954 nt
Organism: Drosophila miranda
Lineage: Eukaryota; Metazoa; Arthropoda; Insecta; Diptera; Drosophilidae
Exons: 2
Coding region: 1-954 (317 amino acids)
Source: RefSeq, a predicted model, not a curated record
AUGAGACUGUCACUGCUGCUGCUGCUAAUCCAGUUACUGGUCUUUAGGGUCAGAGGAACACCUGCCAAACACUGGCGACGGGCCCCAGCCCAUGGGGUUUUUAAUGUGGAUCUCUAUGCGUACAACAAGCCCAGGAUGAACCUGGCAGGCCAUCAGUCUCGAUCGGGUCCGGCUCCGCCCAUGGGUCAACUGCUGGAGCAACUGUCCCAGCAGAGUCGUCGAUACGCCGUCCAGAAGUCUCACUAUAGAAAUCUCGAUGAUGCUGCAGAAGUUUAUUCGCAGUCCAGGCCGAAUGGAAUGGAGAAGCAGCACAAACAAGCGAACAAAACAAUAGAAUCCCAGAUCGUAAACAUGCAAUUAACGCCGCUGGAAAUGAAUUCAAGUCUCAGCAAAGCGCACGCACAUGAACAUUUAUAUUCGAGCGAGUUCCAUGUGCAGAAUAUAGGGGCCAAGAAAAUUGUGCAAUUGAAUACCCUGUCGUCCAGCCAUGAACGUAAACCAGUUCGAGAACAAGUUAUGGGCCUGGAGCAGGAGGUGCACCCAUUGAAAGUGGAACUGGCACUGCCACAGCUGUCCAUAGAGGAAGAGGAGGAAGGGGAACAGGUGAAUCAACACAAUGGGCAAGUAGAGUCCAACAGAACCAAAGAAGAACAAACUGCCUCCAGCUUGACGACAACGGAAGCCUCGGAAGAUUUGACAGCUCCUGCAAGGGAAUCCCUGGCCAGUGUGAAAAAAACACUAGCCGAGCCGGCGAGCCAGACAAUUAUCGAUAUGGUAUCGACAGGAAUGCAGGAGAUUGUCAGCCAGCUGACAGCGGAGAAUGCCGAUGACAAGGACACAAUGGGUCAUCUGGUCUCCGAGCUGGUCCAUCAUUCCGGGAGGAACGAGACCGCUGCUAAGCGCACUCAACUGAAACCCAAGCGAAAGCAAACAAAACGAGGGGGAACGUUGUGA